Messenger RNA from Pangasianodon hypophthalmus (striped catfish), 6156 nucleotides. RefSeq names its product contactin associated protein family member 5b (gene cntnap5b). NCBI's taxonomy places the organism in Eukaryota, Metazoa, Chordata, Actinopteri, Siluriformes, Pangasiidae. The record is from RefSeq and is a predicted model, not a curated record. The coding region runs from base 203 to 4156 and encodes 1317 amino acids. The transcript is spliced from 24 exons.
UGUGUGUGUGUGUGUGUUUCAUCUCGAGCUCUCUCCGUUAACGCGCAGACGAGCUGAAACGGGCGCGAGCUGCUGGAUCUUUCUGAAUCUCUGCGCGCGCGCGUGUGUGUGUGUGUGUGUGUGUGUGUGUGUAGAUGUGGAUGUGGGUGUUAUCUCACAUACAGUCUCCUGGACUUUUGGAUAAAACGCAUCUGAUUUCCGGAUGAUGAUGGUGAUGAUGAUGAUGAUGAUGAUGAUGAAGACUGUCUCGCUCGGUGUCGGCGCGCGCAGGAUGUUUCUCGCGCUCGUUCUGGCGGCUCUGUGCGCGCUCCGGUCCGCGCGCUCUGCCCACCAUCACCAUCACUGUAACGGGCCGCUGCUCUCGCUUCUUCCUCCCACGUCGUUCCAGAGCUCGUCCGUCUCCUCGGAAAGUCACGCUGGGUAUUAUGCUAAGCUAAACAACAGAGGCGGAGGUGGAGGUUGGAGUCCUGAUCAUACGGACCGCCUGCGCUGGUUGCAGGUCGACCUGCGCGAGAGGAUGGAGAUCAUCGCCGUGGCGACGCAGGGUGCUUCCGGCAGCUCUGAUUGGGUGACCAGAUACACACUGCUGUACAGCGACACGGGAAGAGACUGGAAACAGUACAGACACGAGGAUAACGCUGGAGUUUUCCUGGGAAACACAGACGCUGAUGGCGUGGUCCAUCACAAACUGCCGCACUCCAUCCGGACGCGUUACCUGCGUUUCCUGCCGCAGGACUGGAGCGCCGAGGGAUGGAUCGGCCUGCGGGUGGAAGUGUACGGCUGCUCCUACAAGUCGGACGUGGCUGAUUUCGAUGGCAGGAGCGCUCUGCUGUACCGCUUCAACCAGAAGUCCAUGAGCACGGUGAAGGACGUGAUCUCUCUGCAGUUUAAGAGCGUGAGAUCGGACGGCGUCCUGGUCCACGGCGAGGGUCAGAGAGGAGAUUACAUCACGCUGGAGCUUCAGCGCGGCCGUCUGGCCUUACACAUCAACCUGGACGAUGCUAAAGCUCAUCCCAGUAGCGCUCACGUCUCGGUCUCUCUGGGAAGUCUCCUGGACGAUCAGCACUGGCACUCGGUCCUGAUCGAGCGCUUCAACAAGCAGAUAAACUUCACCGUGGACCGCAUGACGCGCCACGUUCGCUCCGGAGGAAUAGGGGACUCGCUGGAGGUCGACUACGAACUCAGUAUCGGUGGCGUUCCUCUGCCCGGCAAACCGGGAACGUUCCUGCGCAAGAACUUCCACGGCUGUAUGGAGAACCUCUACUACAACGGCGUGAACAUCAUCGACCUGGCCAAGCGCAAGAAACCACAGAUCUACAGCGUGGGUAACGUGACCUUUUCCUGCUCAGAGCCUGCAUCGGUCUCAGCCACGUUCCUGAGCUCCAGCAGCAGCUUCCUGCAGAUUCCGGCGGAUUUAUCGGUGCUGACGGAGACGGAUAACGUCGAGACGUCCGGAUGGAGCGCGAGUUUCCAGUUUCGUACGUGGAACAGAGACGCCAUGCUCAUGUGGAUCGGCCUGGAGGGGGCGGAGAAACUUCUGCUGCUGUUGAGCGACACACAGCUGAGGCUCACGCACCACCGAUCAGCGCUGCAGAGCUCGGAGAUCACCGUCGGCCGCAGUCUGAGCGAUGGACUCUGGCACUCCGUCUCAGUAAAGCUGAAUGGACUUCAGGCUUCCGUCUCCGUGGACAACGAUUCUCCGUCCAGCAUGAUGCUCGGACGUCACGCGCAUCCCGGGAACACCGUCAUAAUCGGAGGAUGCCCAGCAUCAUCAGCCAAUCAGGGCUGCCGGAACCCCACGCUGGCCUAUCAGGGCUGCAUGCGCUCCAUCGUCCUUAACAACCGUCCGCUCGACUUGUACCGUGUGCAGCAAGGGCUUCUGGGUAACUACAGCGAGCUCCAAAUCGACACCUGCGGCAUCCAAGACAGAUGUUUGCCCAAUUACUGUGAGCAUGGUGGGGAAUGUUCUCAAUCCUGGAGCUCCUUCAGCUGUGACUGCUCUGGUACAGGAUACACCGGAGCGACCUGCCACAACUCCAUCUUUGAAGUGUCAUGUGAAGCACACAGAUUGGCAGGAAGCUCUUCUGGAUUCUUCUCCAUCGACCCGGAUGGCAGCGGGCCGCUCACACACACCGUUGUCUACUGCAACAUGAGUGAGGAGAAGGUGUGGAUGAUAAUUGGUCAUAACAGCUCAAAACCGGUGAGUGUUCAGGGUUCGAGUUUUCAGAAGCCACAUGUCAUGAAGCUGAACUACAGCGCGUCACUGCAGCAGCUCACAACCCUGCUGCACAGAGCGCAACACUGCCAACAGGAAGUGAUGUAUCUCUGCAGGAAGUCCCGCCUCUUCAACACCUGGGAUGGCACUCCGUUAUCAUGGUGGAAGGACAGAGCAGGAGAAAAGCGGACGUAUUGGGCGGGGUUACUGCCCGGAGUUCAGCAAUGUUCCUGCAGUUUGGUUGAAAACUGCAUCGAUAUGAACCACUUCUGCAACUGCGAUGCAGACCGGAGCUCUUGGGAGAACGAUACCGGACUGCUGUCCUAUAAGGAGCAUCUUCCCGUGACGGAGAUGGUGGUGGGAGACACGAACCGAAGCGGCUCGGAAGCUGUUUACCGAGUCGGAUCUCUGCAGUGCCACGGAGACAGGUUUCUGUGGAACGCCGUGUCUUUCUAUCAGGAGUCGUCGUCCCUGCACUUCCCCACGCUGCAGGCCGAGCUCAGCGUCGAUAUCUCCUUUUACUUCAAGACCACAGCGCCCUCUGGAGUCUUCCUGGAGAACCUGGGAGUCAGAGAUUUUAUCCGGCUGGAGCUGAACGCUCCAUCCAUGUUGACGUUCUCGUUCGAUGUCGGAAACGGUCCACUGGUCCUGACGGUGAAGUCCCACGUCCCUCUGAACGAUAAGCAGUGGCACCACAUCCGAGCCGAGCGAAACGUGAAGGAGGCGUCGUUGCAGGUGGACCAGCUCCCCCUGCGCUUCCUCGAAGCUCCGCCCGAUGGCCACGCCCGCCUGCAGCUCAACGGACAGCUGUUCAUUGGAGGAACCGCCUCCAGACAGAAGGGAUUUCUGGGAUGCAUCAGAGCGUUAACUAUAAAUGGGAUGACCCUUGACCUGGAGGAACGUGCCAAAAUGACCCCGGGGGUGAGCGCAGGGUGUCCGGGUCACUGCAGCAGCCAGAACCGGCUGUGCCACAACCGAGGGCGGUGUAUCGAGAGGAACAGCGGAUAUGUGUGUGACUGCACACACUCGGCGUACGGAGGACCGCACUGUCAGACCGAAGUUUCCGUGUCGUUUGAGAGCGGCACGUCGGUGACGUACACAUUCCAGGAGCCGUUCUCGGUGAUGCACAACACCAGCCGUCAGUCGUCGGCCAUCUACGCUCAGAGCAGCAGGUCUCGGGAGAACGUCGCGUUCCGCUUCCUCACCACCAAAUCUCCCGCCAUGUUGAUGACGGUCACCACGUACCAGCAGCAGUACAUGGCCAUCAUCCUGGCUCAUAACGGGAGUUUACAGAUUUGGUAUAAACUGAAGCGGGAGAAGGAGCCGGACGUGUUCACGGCCACGGAGCACAGCCUGGCUAACGGACAACUGCACCGAGUGCAGCUCCACCGCGAGGGCAGGGACAUGUACGUCCAGGUGGAUAAGGACGUGAGUCGGAAGUACGGCCUCUCCACAGACCGAGAGUUAAACAUGAUCCGCUCGCUGACACUCGGCAAAGUCACCACUCGAGUGGGCGUGGACGAGGAGGUGCUCCAGGCAGGAUCGAGAGGUUUCAUUGGCUGCCUGUCGUCGGUGCAGUUCAAUCACCUCGCUCCUUUAAAAGCGGCCAUUUUGAAUCGAGGAAGCUCAUUGGUCAGCGUGCUCGGGAAUCUGGUGGAGUCCAACUGUGGAGAGCUGGCUGAUAGAUCCCACUCACACUCACUGUCAGACCACACAGACGGAGAGAAGCGAGGGAAGGAGCGUCUGAAGAACUCGGAGCCGAGCGACUCGGCCGUGAUCGGAGGUUUGAUAGCUGCGUUGCUGCUGGUUGUGCUGUGCGUCGUGGCGGUGAUGAUGCGUUUCCUGUUGCGUUUUCGACGCGAACGUUCCCGUCAGCCCAAAGAGAAGGACCCGCGGGCUCAACCGGAGCUCAGGGACAGCAGGAAGGAGUACUUCAUAUGACCCCUAAACGACCCCUCGGCCGAGUGACCCUAAAUCACCCACGCCAUUAGGGAGGAGGGCAGGAGAGCUGCUAGCGCCCUUGAUCCUCGUUCCCUUCCUCCAUAAGCUCAAGCUUGUUUUGUGCCCUCUAUAAGCUCGACUGUGGGGAAUAGGACGUGACCGAGCAAGAGAACGAAGCCACUGUAUCAAAGGAGAAAGUAAUACUUUAUACGACCUUUGACCUUUGGCCUCAUGAACCCCUUGCUGAGUUUAGGGAGGAGAGCAGAGACUAUCAGGACACAGAUAGUGCCCUUGAUGCUCGUUCCCUUCCUCCCUUCCAUUCCAGCUAGGGCCGAUUGAGUGGAAUGGGACACAGCCAAGGCGAUGGAGAACGAAGCUCAAGGAAGACAGGAGUAGUUUAUAAUGACCUUUGACCUUUAACCUUAGGAAUGGACUCCACACAGCAGGGACUGGGACACAGCCGAGGUAAUGCAGUGGAGGUAAAUGUGACAACAAGGAGAGAAAGAGUACUUCAUAUGACCUCUGACCCCAGUUAGGAGACCAGUCAAUCCCUCAGUGGCAAACACACACACAUAUAUACACAAACACACACACACACACACAAACACACACACAAACACACACACUAAUGGCACAUUCUCUGAAUGCAGAGUGAACAGCGGAACUGUUCUCAUACGCACAGGUCAGGUGAAUCCAUCACACUCCAGUCAUUACAUUAAUGAGAGUGUUAAUGAGAGUAUUAUUAGAGUAUUAAGGCGAGUAUUAUGAGAGUGUUAAGGACAGUGUUAAUGAGAGGAUUAAUGAGAGUAUUAAGGAGAGUGUUAAUAAAGUAUUAAUGAGAGUGUUAUUAGAGUGUUAAUGAGAGUAUUACGAGAGUAUUAAUGAGAGUGUUAUUAGAGUGUUAAUGAGAGUGUUAUUAGAGUGUUAUUAGAGUGUUAUUAGAGUGUUAAUGAGAGUGUUAAUGAGAGUGUUAAUGAGAGUAUUACGAGAGUAUUAAUGAGAGUGUUAUUAGAGUGUUAAUGAGAGUGUUAAUGAGAGUGUUAAUGAGAGUAUUACGAGAGUAUUAAUGAGAGUGUUAUUAGAGUGUUAAUGAGAGUAUUAAGGAGAGUAUUAAUGAGAGUAUUAAGGAGAGUAUUAAUGAGAGUAUUAAUGAGAGUGUUAUUAGAGUGUUAAUGAGAGUAUUAAGGAGAGUAUUAAUGAGAGUAUUAAGGAGAGUAUUAAUGAGAGUAUUACGAGAGUAUUAAUGAGAGUAUUAAUGAGAGUGUUAUUAGAGUGUUAAUGAGAGUGUUAUUAGAGUGUUAAUGAGAGUGUUAAUGAGAGUGUUAAUGAGAGUAUUACGAGAGUAUUAAUGAGAGUGUUAUUAGAGUGUUAAUGAGAGUAUUAAGGAGAGUAUUAAUGAGAGUAUUACGAGAGUAUUAAUGAGAGUAUUAAUGAGAGUGUUAUUAGAGUGUUAAUGAGAGUAUUAAGGAGAGUAUUAAUGAGAGUAUUACGAGAGUAUUAAUGAGCGUAUUAAUGAGAGUAUUAUUAGAGUGUUAAUGAGAGUAUUAAUGAGUGUUAUUAGAGUAUUAAUGAGAGUUAUUAUUAUUAUUAUUAGAGCGAGUCAGUGGAAGCGCUGUGGAAAGUGGACACUGUCUUUGAAACUCGUUUAUCUCAUUCUCGUUAUAUGAAGAUGUCCUUCUUGUUCAUGCUCAUGAUUCACACACGGACUGGAAGAGAGAAGGAAGCUGAUUGGUCGAGGCUUCGUGUUGCAUCACAAUUUUCAUCACAUUUAAAAAAAAAAGUCUGUGAUAUUGUUUAUGGAUUUAUUUCAGCUUCAUCACUAAAGUCGAGCGUUGACGGCUCCAGUCUCUCCUGUUCAUACGUCACAUGACCACAUCACUGUCGUCUGGUACGCGCUGUAAGGCGAUUAACACGUACUCGUUUUCUCUGAGUGGGUCUGUUUUGAGAAAAUGAAUCUGUAUGAUAGAUGAUUAUAUGGACAUUUAUUAUAUUUAUAAAUG